Molecule: messenger RNA, 4007 nt
Organism: Trichomycterus rosablanca
Lineage: Eukaryota; Metazoa; Chordata; Actinopteri; Siluriformes; Trichomycteridae
Product: A disintegrin and metalloproteinase with thrombospondin motifs 16
Exons: 23
Coding region: 11-3649 (1212 amino acids)
Biological process (GO): proteolysis; extracellular matrix organization
Cellular component (GO): extracellular matrix
Molecular function (GO): metalloendopeptidase activity
Source: RefSeq, a predicted model, not a curated record
AGGAAGCAGGAUGGUCAACGGGAAGAACUGGACGGCUUGGCUCGUGUCACUUGUGUUUAGUGGGAUUCUGGGAUGUGCACAGAGUAGUGAGUCGGGCUUUACAGAUCCUGGACCAUCACUGCUGGAAGCUCUGCAGUUACCUGCAAACACAGAGUUUGAGAUUGUAUCUCCGUACGAGGUGGACCAUCAUGGGCACUACAUCUCCCAUGCCGUCGCUAAUCAUCAUCGGAGAAAGCGUUCUAUAGAGGAUGAUGGUAUUGAUCUCAGUUCCACAGCUCACUUCAGAGUGCAUGGUCUUGGGCAGGACUUCCACAUGGAGCUGAACCCUUCAUUGGGUCUUGUGGCUCCAGGAUUUUCCAUCCAAACUUUGGGUGAGAAUGGUACAGAGAGCCUUGAGAUCUUCGAUAAAGAGAAGUUCUGCUUCUAUCAGGGGUUACUGAGGUCAGAUAUCAACUCUUCAGUGGCAUUAUCGACAUGUGCAGGGAUGUCAGGUUUGAUCCGGACACAGGGAGCUGAUUACAUUCUGAAACCGCUCCAUCAGCAGCAGAUACAGACGAUGAACCACACUACACCGUCUGAACAUCAACCUCACAUCCUCUACAAGAUACACACUCACACACCCGCACACACUCCAACACAGAAAGCAUCACAGACGGGCGGAAAGAAACAGCGACACCGGCGGCACGGUCACCAUCACGACUACAGACAUGCCACAAAGCAGAAGCUACACUACUGUGGAAGAAGGAAGAAAUAUAUGCCGAAACCCCCAGACGAAGAGACGUUUACAUAUCCUGAUGAGUAUAAAUUAACUAGCAGAGAAAAACGAGCAGCAGAGCUCGAUGUUAAUCACAGACUAAACGUGGAGACGCUGGUGGUCGUCGAUCAGAAGAUGAUUGAGAAUCAUGGCCGGGAGAACAUCACCACCUACGUCCUGACUGUCCUCAACAUGGUUUCCUCUCUGUUUAAGGACAGGACUAUAGGAGGAGAUAUUAAUAUAGUGUUAGUCGGAUUAAUUCUGCUGAAUCAGCAGCAGGAUGGGUUGGUGAUUAAUCACCAUGCUGAUCACUCUCUGAGCAGUUUCUGUCAGUGGCAGUCGGCUUUGAAGAGUCGAGAAGGUCGUCGCCAUGAUCAUGCUAUCCUGCUCACUGGAUUGGAUAUCUGUUCCUGGAAGAACGAGCCAUGUGACACGCUAGGUUUUGCUCCAAUCAGUGGGAUGUGUAGUAAAUAUCGUAGCUGCACCAUUAAUGAGGACACGGGCCUCGGCCUGGCCUUCACCAUCGCUCACGAGUCUGGCCACAAUUUUGGGAUGGUCCAUGAUGGGGAAGGAAAUGUAUGUAAGAAGUCAGUAGGGAAGAUCAUGUCUCCUACACUAGCUGGACAUAACGGACAGUUCUCAUGGUCAUCCUGCAGCCGCCAGUAUCUCACUCGCUUCCUCAGCACAACACAAGCUAUGUGCCUCUCAGAUGAACCAACGGCAACAGAGGAAUACAUAUAUCCAGAGAAACUUCCCGGCGAGCUGUACGACACCGACACUCAGUGCAAAUGGCAGUUUGGAGAAAAAGCCAAACUCUGCACACUAAACUUCAAAAAGGACAUCUGUAAAGCUUUGUGGUGCCAUCGUGACGGGCGAAAAUGUGAAACCAAAUUUAUGCCAGCGGCUGAGGGUUCCAUCUGUGGACCGGAGAUGUGGUGUCGUGGUGGAGAGUGUGUAAAGCGGAGUGAUGGAGGUCCACGUCUUAUUCGUGGUAGCUGGUCCGAGUGGUCUGAUUGGUCCAGCUGCUCCAGGACGUGUGAAAGUGGUGUGAUGUACAGAGAGAGACACUGCAUCAGUCCUGAGAGUGUGUAUGGACGGAGUGUGUGUGAUGGUCUCUCUCGACAGUAUAAACUGUGUAACACAAUCGCCUGUCCGAAGGGGGCGCUGGAUUUCAGAGCAGUUCAGUGUGCCAAAUUUAACAGCAAACCAUUCCGUGGCCUCUACUACAGCUGGAAACCGUACACACACGUCAGCGAUCAGGAAGUGUGUAAGCUGUACUGCUUUGCUGAGGGCUACGAUUUCUUUUUUGCACUGUCGAGUAAAGUGCAUGAUGGGACACUGUGUACGAAGAACAGCAGCAAUGUGUGUGUCCAGGGCAUCUGUGAGAAAGUGGGUUGUGACCAAGUCUUGGGUUCAACAGCAGCACUGGAUAUGUGUGGUGUCUGCAAUGGCAAAAACUCCACCUGCAAAGUCUACAAAGGCCAAUACACCAAACAGCAUUACUCCAACAACUACUACAAUGUGGUGACAAUCCCACGAGGAGCCUUCAGCAUUCGGGUAGAGGAGAUAAACAUCUCUAGAUCCUAUCUGUCCCUGAGGAACACACACAGAAAGUACUAUCUGAACGGCCAUUGGAAACUGGACUGGCCUGGGAGCUACUCCAUCGCUGGAUCUGUUUUUGACUACAAAAGACCCUACAAUGGUCAUGAGAGUUUAAUCUCUGCUGGGCCCAGUAAUGAAACCCUGGUAGUAGAGAUCCUGCUGCAGGGUUUGAACCCGGGGGUUCACUGGGAAUACACACUUCCUAAAACCAGCUCGGAGAAAAGAACAAAACCUAAACAUAGAUACACUUGGGCCGUCGUUGACUCUCAGUGCUCUGCUACCUGUGCAGGAGGUGAGAUGAGGUCGAAGGCGGUGUGUUAUAAAGAUCGCAGAGUUCAGGUGAACACGUCUUAUUGUAAUUCAAAAUCUCGACCAAGAACUAGCGGCAUUUCCUGUAACACCCAACCCUGCCCUGCCAGCUGGAUCAUGGGAAACUGGAGUGUGUGUAGUCGUACCUGUGGAUCAGGUGAGCAGGUGCGGCAGGUGCAGUGUGUACAGAGACUGACUCCCACUCAGGUAAAGGAAGUGAGUGAUGAGCAGUGUGUGGAGCCUCCUCCUGUUCGUACAAACACCUGUAACACACACACCUGCCCACCCAUGUGGAGCACCGGCGCCUGGACUCAGUGUUCCCGAAAGUGUGGAAGAGGUGUGAGAACACGGACGGUAGUGUGUUUGAGCAGAACUUCAGGAUUUCAGGAUCGUGUUUUACCUGAUAAUGAGUGUGUGUUCCUGCCCAAACCACCCAACCAGGAGAACUGUAUAUUGAAACCCUGCCCAAAACCACCUAUAGCACAGUGGCUCAUCUCCACGUGGACACAGUGCUCAGUGACGUGUGGUAGAGGUGUGCAGGUUCGAACCCUGCAGUGUGUAGAGAAGAACAUGGAGGGGAAACAAAAAGAACUAGCAGCUAAAAAAUGCUCUCACCUGCCCAAACCUUCAACCGAGCUGCAGAGAGUGUGUGUUCAACCCGACUGCAUCAACACACUCGCACCAUACUACACACCACGCUGGUACACAUCAUCCUGGUCUCAGUGUACAGUAUCAUGUGGUGGUGGUGUCCAGGUUCGAUCUGUACAGUGUCUGCUGUAUGGUCGGCCAUCAUCAACGUGUGCCUUUAGUCUGAAACCGGCCAUGUCUCAAAUCUGCAACACCAACUUCUGUCCUCGGCACCACCAAGACGGUGUGUGUAAAGACUCAUAUAGCUGGUGUCACCUGGUUCUCCAGCAUGGAGUGUGUAACCACAACCUGUACAGAACUCAGUGCUGUCAGUCCUGCUCACAAUCCAACUUCUGAUCCUGGAUUAGCAUGUUAGCGUGCUGGAGUUCAGAGAACAGACCCACAGACUGAGGUUUGUGUGUCACAUCAGACUGAGAAACCGAGAUCAGAUUCCAGCUGAAGACGCCGUGGAGGCUGACAUGAAGGAGAAACUGAUCAGAUGUUGUGUAUACUCCGUCAGAAGAAGGGUGCAGUGAGAAGUUUUUGGACAUGCACCAAUCCUGAGCCUGAGUUGAAUGGUUGUGAGAUAUGAACACAUGGGGAAAAUAUGAAAACUAGAACAUGAAUAUGAGAACCUGUGAAGUCUGGAAAGAUUAUCACCGUGGACUAAGUGUCAUAAUUGAUACUGUUUAUAAUAAAAACAAUAAAAAUACAA